Messenger RNA from Monascus purpureus, 2615 nucleotides. NCBI's taxonomy places the organism in Eukaryota, Fungi, Ascomycota, Eurotiomycetes, Eurotiales, Aspergillaceae. The record is from the annotation of a GenBank genome assembly.
CUUCAUUCCCCAUCAUUGUGUUGUUCUUGUUCAUUGUUUUCCCUCCUUGUAUCAUCAUGCCCUCCGCAGACCAGAAUCCCAAGACCCUGUACGACAAGGUCUUUGGCGACCACAUCGUCAACGAGCAGGAGGAUGGCACAGUUCUUCUCUACAUCGAUAGACACCUCGUUCACGAGGUGACCUCGCCGCAAGCAUUUGAAGGUCUGAAGAACGCUGGCCGCAAAGUGCGCAGACCAGACUGCACCUUGGUCACGGUAGAUCACAACAUCCCUACCUCUUCUCGGAAAAACUUCAAAAAUGUCGAAGAGUUCAUCCAAGAGAACGAUUCCAGACUCCAAUGCACCACUCUCGAAGAAAAUGUCAAAGACUUCGGUCUAACAUAUUUCGGCAUGGGUGAUAAGCGUCAGGGGAUUGUCCACAUCAUUGGCCCAGAACAGGGUUUCACCCUCCCGGGAACCACCGUUGUUUGCGGUGACAGUCACACCUCCACCCACGGUGCGUUCGGUGCGCUUGCCUUUGGCAUCGGCACUAGCGAAGUCGAACACGUCCUAGCCACUCAGACCCUCAUCACCCGCCGAAGCAAGAACAUGCGUAUCCAGGUUGAUGGGACUCUGCAUCCAGGCGUCUCCAGCAAGGAUGUCAUCCUGCACAUUAUCGGCGUUAUCGGUACUGCAGGUGGAACCGGUGCUGUCAUUGAGUUCUGUGGAUCGGUGGUUCGGGGCCUGAGUAUGGAAGCGCGUAUGUCCAUGUGCAACAUGUCCAUCGAGGCCGGUGCCCGUGCUGGCAUGAUCGCACCGGAUGAGAUUACUUUCGAAUACCUCAAGGGCCGCCCCCUUGCGCCCAAGGUGGACAGCCCCGAGUGGAAGAAGGCCGUUAAGUAUUGGUCCAGUCUGAAAUCUGACGAUGGUGCUGUAUACGACAAGACCGUUCUCAUUGAUGCCAAGGAUAUCGUCCCGACUCUGACUUGGGGUACUUCCCCGCAGGAUGUCGUUCCCAUCACCGGUGUUGUGCCUGGACCGGACGAUUUUGUGGAUGAGAACCGAAAGGCCUCCUGCGAACGUGCGCUCGAGUACAUGGGCCUUACAGCCGGUACGCCGAUGCAGGAGAUCCCGGUGGACAAGGUGUUUAUCGGCUCUUGCACCAAUGCGCGUAUCGAGGACUUGCGCAAUGCUGCCAAGGUCGUGCGCGGCAAGAAAAUCGCAUCGAACGUUAAGCGUGCGAUGGUUGUGCCCGGCUCCGGUCUGGUCAAGCAGCAGGCUGAAUCAGAGGGUCUGGACAAGAUCUUUACCGACGCCGGUUUCGAGUGGAGAGAAGCGGGAUGCUCUAUGUGUCUUGGCAUGAACCCUGACAUCCUGUCGCCUCAGGAGCGGUGCGCCAGCACAUCCAACCGUAACUUCGAGGGUCGCCAGGGUGCCGGUGGUCGCACCCACCUCAUGUCGCCUGCAAUGGCAGCCGCCGCAGCCAUCGCCGGAAAACUGGCUGAUGUGCGCGAGCAUCUCAUUUCCAGUCCCGUCGUCAAGGCCCAGAAUAAGGUCGACGUCCAGCCAGAAUACGAGGAACCCACGACCGAAGAGGAGUUUGAGCGUAUCAUGGACGAACCGGCCGACAACGAGCCUCACACCAACACCACGGGAUCCUCAAGCACGGGUCUCCCUAAAUUUACAACACUCAAGGGCAUCGCGGCACCAAUGGACCGCGCAAAUGUCGACACGGACGCCAUCAUCCCCAAGCAGUUUCUGAAGACCAUCAAACGGACCGGCCUGGGCAGCGCUCUCUUCUACGAACUCCGCUACAAGGACGGCACCGAAAACCCGGACUUCAUCCUCAACCAGGGAGUCUACCGCAACGCCAAGAUCCUAGUCGUGACGGGCCCCAACUUCGGCUGCGGCAGCUCCCGCGAGCACGCACCCUGGGCUCUACUCGACUUCGGCAUCAAGUGCAUCAUCGCCCCCUCCUACGCAGACAUCUUUUUCAACAACACCUUCAAGAACGGCAUGCUCCCCAUCAUCAUCUCCGACGAGCAAGUCCUGGCCAAGAUCGCCUCCGAGGCUCGCGCAGGCCAUGAAAUCGAAGUUGAUCUCGUGAACCAGGAAAUCAAAGACGCACAGGGCAACAAGCUUGCCUCCUUCGACGUCGAGGAGUUCAGAAAGCACUGUCUUGUCAAUGGAUUAGACGAUAUCGGUCUCACCCUCCAGCAGGAAGGGAAAAUCCGCUCCUUCGAGGCUAAACGCUCCCUCGAUACCCCCUGGCUCGAUGGAACGGGCUACCUCAAGCGGAACCGUGGUCAACCAACUAUGAUCGCUGCCGCGCCGGUCCCCAAGACGAAUCGUGGUGACUUGAAGACCGAGCCGUUGGAAUGGUAAAAAAAGUUUGUGCCCCAUCUGGGUUUGUUGGUUUCGUUUCGGUUGGCUUUGGGAUUCUUUACGAUUGUUGUUCCGAUCGAUUUGACUGAUCUUAUAUAUGUAGUAGCUUGAUUCCCCUACCCCUAGGUAAUGUAGUUUACGAUGUUAUUUCAUACUUCAUAGUCCCAACAGUGUCCAUUUCAAGUAAUUCAGUAAUACCUCGUGAAUGCAGCGUUGCUACCUAAGUUUUGCUUCGGCGGAGGUAUAUCGACC